This is a messenger RNA of Nicotiana tabacum (common tobacco), 843 nucleotides long. NCBI's taxonomy places the organism in Eukaryota, Viridiplantae, Streptophyta, Magnoliopsida, Solanales, Solanaceae. The record is from RefSeq and is a predicted model, not a curated record.
AUGCUUUUAGCAGGAGACAACCUAAAACUGGUGCAAGACACUAAAGCAGCUCUACAGCAAACCUUCAAAAUGAAGGAUUUAGGGGAACUAAAAUAUUUUUUUGGGAUAGAAUUUGCAAGAUCAAAACAAGGAAUUCUGAUGCAUCAGAGAAAAUACUCCUUGGAACUUAUAUCAGAACUUGGAUUAGCAGCAUCUAAACCUAUCAAUACACUUAUUGACACAAGCAUAAAGCUCACUACAAGAGAGUUUGAUGAACACUUCUCCAAAACUAAUCUGGCAGAAGAUGAACUACUAGCAUACCAAGCCAAAAAAACCCACAUGGAAGCUGCAUUAAGAAUUGUUAGAUAUAUCAAGAGUCAACCAGGACAAGGCAUUCUAUUGUCUAGCAACAACAAUGAAACAGUUACAGCCUUUUGUGAUGCUGAUUGGGUAGCUUGUCCACACACCAGGAAGUCAAUCACAUGGUAUUUGAUCGAGGUAGGUGAUUCACUAGUCUCAUGGAAUUCCAAGAAACAAAGUAUAAUAUCCAGAAGCUCUGCUGAAGUAGAAUACAGGAGCCUAGCAUCUACUGUUGCUGAGUUAACAUGGUUACUAGGGUUAAUGAAAGAGAUUGAUGUAAAAAUUGAUCAGCCAGUUACUAUUUUUUGCGACAACAAAGUUGCUAUUCAAAUGCCAGCCAACCCAGUCUAUCAUGAAAGAACAAAACAUAUAGAGAUUGACUGCCAUUUCAUAAGAGAAAAGAUUCAACAAGGCAUGGUAAAAACUGAGUACAUUCCUACAAAAGAGCAGCCUGCAGAUAUGUUUACAAAAGGAUUGAACAGAGUGUGCAAUAUCAGUAUUUGA